UCCUGCUUGACCUCCUCCUCUCUCAGAGUGACCUUUUGCUGAUCCUCCUCCUCUCUUAGGAUGACCGCCUGCUUUACCUCCUCCUCUCUCAGGGUGACCUCCAGCUUGAACCUCCUCUCUGAGUGACCUCUCCCUAUUUCAGGGUGGCCUCCUGCUCUCUCUGGGUGACCUCUUGUUUGACCUCUCAUUCUCUCAGGGUGAUCUCUCCCUAUUUCAGGGUGGCCUCCUCCUCUCUCUGUGUGACCUCUUGCUUGGCCUCCUUUCUUAGGGUGACCUCCUGCUUGACCUCCUCCUCUCUCUGGGUGACCUUCUGCUUCACUUCCCACUCUCACAGGGAGACCUCCUACUUAACCUCCUCUCCUAGGGUGAUCUCCUGCUUUGUCUGAGUGACCUCCUGCUUGACCUCCUCCUCUCUCUGGGUAACGUCUUGCUUGGCCUCCUCUCUUAGGGUGACCUCCUGCUUGACCUCCCACUCUCGCAGGGAGACCUCCUACUUAACCUCCUCUCCUAGGGUCUCCUCCUCUCCUGCUUUGUCUGAGUGACCUUUUGCUUCUCCUCCUGCUUGAUCUCCUCCUCUAUUAGGGUAGUUUAUAGUGACUUUGUGGAUUCUAACUAUGAAAGCUGACGACAUCUGCUCUCCUCAGCAUUCUGGGAAGAGCCAAGUGUCAAGUAAAGCACUAUAGUGAUCUCAGCAAUGUAGAGUACCCAGUGCAAUAAAGUAACAUUCCUCCUGAAACCACAGUGCAACAUUCAUGACAGGGGAGGGGAGGCAGAGGGAGGUGAUUGUCUGAUAACUUUUAAAGUGAUUUUUAGUCUUGAUGGUGUCUCUGUUAAGUUGCCCUUACCACACUGGUGCAGCUAGCUUCUUUUGGCAGUUCUGUUGCAUUGCACUACUUUGCCACUGGUGGGCGCUGCAGGGCAUCAUGAGUCAGAAGGUAUGAGCCGGCAGACCGCACAGCCUGCUGCUAAUACCUCCCCCUGCCCCGAGCAGGAUCUGCCAUUGUGACGGCGAUGAGGACAGCCCGCUGAUCAGCCCCUGCCUCUGCACUGGCAGCCUGCGCUUUGUGCACCAGGCCUGCCUGCAGCAGUGGAUCAAGAGCUCAGACACGCGCUGCUGCGAGCUCUGCAAGUACCACUUUGUCAUGGAGACCAAGCUGAAGCCUCUCAGUAAGUGGGAGAAGCUGCAGAUGGCGCCCAGCGAGCGGCGGAAGAUCGUGUGCUCCGUCACCUUCCACAUCAUCGCCAUCACCUGCGUGGUGUGGUCCCUGUACGUGCUCAUCGACCGCACCGCCGAGGAGAUCAAAACAGCCAGAAGAAUUCCAGGGAUUCUGGAGUGGCCCUUCUGGACCAAGCUGGUGGUGGUAGCAAUCGGCUUCACGGGCGGACUUGUGUUCAUGUACGUGCAGUGCAAGGUCUAUGUGCAGCUGUGGCGUCGACUCAAGGCCUACAACCGAGUGAUAUAUGUGCAGAAUCGGCCACAGGUGCCCAGGAACAUCGUAUUCCAGAAGCCAGCGCCCAGCGAGCCUCCCUGUGACAAGGAGGCCUUGGCACCCAUGCAGCCGGACACAAACUCGUCCCAGUACACGGAGACGGAGGACUACAGUGUGGAAAUCCUGCACAUCUGAGUGGCUUUCUGCAGCGCCCCCUGCUGGAACUGUACUGCAGUGGUCAGUGGUAGCACUGUGGUGGGGACUUUUGGCAAUGGGCAUGACUGUGAGGACCAGGCCGUGAGCAGAGUCCCACGAUCCCAGCGCUACACAUCCCUCAUCUGCUCAUGCACUUUUUAUAUAAAUUGCUUUAUAACGUGUAUGUAACUUAAAGAGGAAAACUUGAAGUUCGGCUGAAAUAUUCCUGUUUUCUAUGGCUUUUGUAUCCCAGACAUAGGUCUUUGUCAGAGAAGGGAUUAAGAACAACAAAUUACUCCAGAAGUGCUCGUUCCAGUUUUCAAAAAUAGUGGGAGUUGUACCUAGUCAGAAAUACCUGGGUCCAAGAAUGAUUUUUGUAUUUGUUACAUAUUUAUAUCAUGUUGUAUUUUGACCACUUUGAACCAAUCAGAUCUUGUCUUUUGCUUGAGGGCGUGACAGAUUUUACACGCACUUUCCAUAAAGAAGGAAGGAAGUUUCCUGCAGUUAGGAUGACGCAAACCUCGGCUGAGCUGGUUGUCUGCUGUAGGACGCAGGACACCUGUAACCUUUGACUUCUGUGCGUUUGUCUAUUUUUAAUCGUGAGUAUGUUAUUGAAGAUCUGUUCUUCAUUCUGUUUAUCUAGUUUGUGUAUUUGUAAGCCUAUUGAUUUUAAUGUUGCUAAGUCAUGACCCAUAAUUCAUCUGUAAUGACCCCUGCAGGCCUGUUGGCUGACUUCAUCUGACAUGACCUUGAUAAGUCAGUAAGCCAGCAGCUGUUGCCCUGUAUUGUUCUUUGUCUUUAGUCCCUGCUGUUGUACUCUGUGUCCAGGCUGUGAGGCCUUGUGCGGAGCAGAUGGUGUAGCCUUUGGCCUCUCUGGGUGGAAGUCUGAGAGUACAGCCUUUCUCUCUGGAGGUUGUAGCCAGAGAGCCCAUACUAGAUCAGCGCUCUCCAGAAGCAGUGUUUUCUGAGAUCAGUCUCCAUAAUACAGGGGCUCUAUUUGUAGCAAGCGUAACCCUAACACUAAGCAGAGUGGUUUUCUCUGCAUUUUCAUGUUGCCUUACCUGCUGUUGCACUGAGGACCAUUUCAGGCAUGAGAACAAUGCUGCCAUCUGUUGAGGAAUGUUAUGGCGUCCCAGUAUACAUUGUCAAACAGUUAAAAAAAAAAAAAAAUAAAAAAAAAACUGCUUUUAUUGUAAAUCAGUAAUUGAGAAAAAUCUGGGUUUGGCCCACAAUCACCAUAACCCGCUUUUCUGUCUCGGUAAGUGUGACCAGUAGCCUACAGACUGUGUGCUGUUAAGGUGUUUGGUUUUCUGUGCCCUCUGGUAAAUGUCAGUCUUGUGAAGUGGUAAUUGAGGCUUUUGAUAAUGACCGAGGAGCAGGGCUCCAUGUGUUGUUGGAAGGCUCUGAAGUGGCCAGAGGCAGUGAAACAGUUUCACAGUUAGGAAUCCUGGCCAUGCGGUGGAGCCAUAUGUACUGUUUGGCUUGUUUUCAUGGGACUUGUACCUUUAAUAAAGUCAUUUCCAAAGUAACCAUUCAUAUUCACUUAAUGCAAGCGAAGCCUCUGUGCCAGGUGACAUUUUAGACAGCUUUCCAAGCCUUUGCUAUGGUUAAUAACUCUGUCUCUUUCAUAUGAGGCUGUGUAUGUGUGUGACUGAUAUGUCAAUCAUCCGACCCUGUUAGCUCUUAUUACUGUACUGAUACUGUUCCACACUCUGUAACUUUACUUUGUGACUUUGAGUCCUUUGUGUUUGAGUUGAGUGUGCUAUUUAAAAUAUUCAUGUUGGCGUUAUUUUCAAAAUGUAAUAAAGUUUAAUAUUAACAC
Molecule: messenger RNA, 3447 nt
Organism: Paramormyrops kingsleyae
Lineage: Eukaryota; Metazoa; Chordata; Actinopteri; Osteoglossiformes; Mormyridae
Source: RefSeq, a predicted model, not a curated record